Molecule: messenger RNA, 3113 nt
Organism: Quercus lobata
Lineage: Eukaryota; Viridiplantae; Streptophyta; Magnoliopsida; Fagales; Fagaceae
Product: structural maintenance of chromosomes protein 2-1-like
Exons: 20
Coding region: 1-3039 (1012 amino acids)
Biological process (GO): chromosome organization
Cellular component (GO): chromosome
Molecular function (GO): ATP binding; protein binding
Source: RefSeq, a predicted model, not a curated record
AUGGAAUCUUUAAAUGUUGUGAUCAAUGAUGCAGUAUGUUCAGAAGCACAUUCAGAAAACACUGCUUCGGUUCAAGAUAAGUCUAUGGAGGUUGUUGACUCACUUCCUGUUGAUUAUGUGGGGAAGUAUAGUGAUGAAGAGUUGAUGGUGCUAAAUGAUGCAGUUUCUGUGCCAUCAAUUCUAGAACCAUCCAAACCGGCUCAUGAGACUCAACAAGCACAACAUGAGUUUAGUCCUUCAUCAGAACAAAAAGAUGAAAUGGAGACAAUGUUUGAAAUGAGUGUGGUUGGUGAACUAAUUUAUUUCUUGGGAUCGCAGGUGAAGCAAAUAGACUCGAGAAUCUACAUCAACCAAGCAAAGUAUGCAAGAAAUCUAGUCAAGAGAUUUGGACUGGACAAGGCUGCUCAUGUUAGAACACCAAUGGCUUUAAAUGCAAAAUUAACAAAUGAUCUAUCACGUGAGUUUGUUGAUGUUACAUUAUAUAGAAGCAUGAUUGGAUGUCUUUUGUAUUUAAGUGCUAGUCGACCUGAUAUUGCCUUUAAUAUUGGUGUCUAUUCUAGAUUUCAAUCUAAUCCUAAAGUUUCACAUUUGAAUGCUGUAAAAAGAAUCCUAAAAUAUGUUGGUGGAACUUGUGAUUAUGGAUUAUUUUAUAGCAAAGAGUCUAAUCUAUCUCUUGCGGGUUUUUCUGAUACUGAUUGGGUUGGUAAUGUUGAUGAUAGAAAAAGCACCAUUGCUGUUGGAAGUGCUGAAACAGAAUUGAAACAGUUGAAAACAAAAAUAAGCCACUGUGAGAAGGAGCUGAAAGAGAAAAGACGUCAGUUAAUGUCAAAACGUGAAGAAGCUGUUUCUGUAGAGAAAGAGCUUAAGGCUAGAACAAGUGAUGUGGAAAAUGUUAAGAAGGCAUUAGAGUCUCUUCCAUAUAAAGAGGGACAGAUGGAGGCAUUACAAAAGGAUCGUGCAUCUGAGUUGGAGCUGGUGCAGAAGUUGAAGGAUGAAAUACGCAAUCUGUCAGCACAAUUAGCAAAUGUUGAGUUCACAUAUCGUGACCCUAUGAGGAAUUUUGAUAGGUCAAAGGUAAAAGGUGUGGUGGCAAAGCUUAUCAAAGUAAGGGAUAGCUCCACGAUGACUGCCUUAGAGGUUACUGCUGGUGGAAAGUUGUUUAAUGUUGUUGUAGACACAGAAAAUACUGGGAAACAACUGCUUCAGAAUGGUGAUCUUCGAAGAAGAGUGACAAUUAUACCUUUGAACAAAAUACAAUCCCACGUUGUUCCCCCAAGGGUUCAACAUUCUGCUGUUAGAUUGGUAGGCAAUGAUAAUGCAGAACUGGCUCUUUCCUUGGUUGGUUAUGAAGAGGAGUUGAAGACUGCUAUGGAAUAUGUAUUUGGUUCAACCUUUGUUUGCAAGACCGUUGAUGCUGCAAAGGAGGUUGCUUUUAAUAGGGAAAUUCGCACCCGAAGUGUCACUCUUGAAGGGGAUAUAUUUCAGCCAAGUGGUCUUUUGACUGGUGGAAGCCGCAAGGGUGGUGGUGAUUUGUUAAGGCAACUUCAUCAUUUGGCAGAGGCUGAAUCAAAACUUUAUUCACAUCAGAAAAUGUUGUCUGAAAUUGAAGCACAGAUUGCACAACUCAUGCCUCUUCAGAAAAAGUUCACCGGCCUUAAAACACAGUUGGAGCUUAAAUCAUAUGACCUUUCUUUAUUUCAGGGCAGGGCUGAGCAAAAUGAGCAUCAUAAGCUUGGUGAAUUAGUGAAGAAAAUCGAGUUGGAGCUUGAAGAAGCAAAAUCUGCGGCUAAGGAAAAGCAACUUGUAUAUGAAAACUGUGUAAAUACAGUUUCAUUGCUUGAGAAAUCUAUCAAAGAACAUGGUGAUAAUCGGGAGGGCAGGCUCAAGGAUUUGGAGAAAAAGAUUAAGGCAGUAAAAGCUCAAAUGCAGUCAUCUUCAAAAGCUGUAAAGGGGCAUGAAAAUGAAAAGGAGAGACUUGUUAUGGAAAUGGAAGCUGUUGUACAGGAACGUGCCUCCUUGGAGGCUCAACUAGUUUCUUUGAGAACACAAAUUGACAGUCUCACUGCUGAAUUAGAGGAACAAAAAGCCAAGGUUGCUGCCACUAGGAAUAAUCAUGAUCAAGCUCAAUCCAAACUCAAUUUGAUUCGACAGAAGAUGAAGGAAUGUGAUUCCCAAAUUAGUUGUAUUCUUAAAGACCAGCAGAAACUUCAACAUAAACUUAGUGAGACUAAUCUUGAGAGGAAGAAGAUGGAAAAUGAGGUCAAACGAAUGGAGAUGGAACAGAAAGAUUGCUCUACAAAGGUAGACAAGCUUAUUGAGAAGCAUGCUUGGAUUGCACCUGAGAAACAGCUAUUUGGAAGAAGUGGGACUGAUUAUGAUUUUGCAUCUCGUGAUCCUAUUAAGGCAAGGGAAGAACUUGAGAGACUGCAGGUGGAACAAUCUGGCCUUGAGAAAAGGGUGAACAAGAAAGUUAUGGCAAUGUUUGAGAAAGCAGAAGAUGAGUACAAUGACUUGAUGUCCAAGAAAAACAUCAUUGAGAAUGACAAGUCCAAAAUCAAGAAGGUCAUUGAAGAGCUAGAUGAGAAGAAGAAGGAAACACUAAAAGUUACUUGGGUAAAAGUUAACACUGACUUUGGAUCCAUCUUUUCUACCCUAUUGCCUGGAACCAUGGCAAAACUAGAGCCUCCUGAAGGAUGCAGCUUCCUUGAUGGUCUUGAGGUUCGUGUUGCAUUUGGAUCUGUUUGGAAACAAUCCCUGUCAGAACUCAGUGGAGGCCAACGAUCUCUACUUGCACUUUCUCUAAUCUUGGCACUGCUACUCUUUAAACCAGCUCCGCUUUACAUAUUGGAUGAGGUUGAUGCAGCUCUUGAUCUAAGCCACACGCAGAACAUAGGGAGAAUGAUAAAAACUCACUUUCCACACUCCCAGUUUAUUGUGGUCUCAUUGAAAGAAGGCAUGUUCAAUAAUGCUAAUGUUCUUUUCCGAACAAAAUUUGUGGACGGUGUUUCUACUGUUCAAAGGACAGUUGCAGCUAAAUAGAGAAAGUGAUUGCUGUUGUCUUAGCAUUUAAUUCUACUACCUCUUUAAUCCAGCCCGAUGAAGUUUGUUACUGC